AUGCUGGCCGUCUAUGGAUCACGUCAGCACCUUCCACAACAUCAUCCCACCUCGACGCUCCCAUCACCACCAUCACCACAACAGUUCUCGCUCGACCACUACCCCCAGCAACUGUCCGCGCAGCACUUCUUGAACCAAAAACUGCUCCACGACUAUCUCGAAUCGCAGCAGCAGUCGUUCGCGAAUCCGAACGUCGUCAUCGACUCGCAGAACGACCCGUACAUGACGGGCGCAUACGAUUUUUCGAACCCUGCCAUUAGGAUUCAGCAGUCGACUCCUACGCCGCAGCUUUCCUCGGGCUUUUCGCCGGCGUCGAUGCUGUCGUCGUCGAACGCCAGCGCCUCCGGUCUCGACAACUGGAAUACCUACAACAAUAGUCGGACGGGCAGGACGCACCAGCGCGCAUCGUCUUCCUCGUCGAUAGGAUCCAGCGGCUCGCAAUAUCAGACCGUUGCGCCGACUGCCGGCUAUCCGUACGUCGCUCACUCCGAGAAUUUGCCAUCCAGUUCAGCUGCCAUGGUUGAGUCAUCUAACAGCGCUGACGAAGCUUCAAGAGCCUUCUCCAACGUCUCGAACCAUCUACCGACGCCGACCCACACGCCUACUCAAGAUUCUUUCCAUAUGAAUCCGAACAACUUCAACACCUACGCUCCACACACUGCCGGCAUGGACCACACCAUGGCUGCACACAUGUCGAUGAAGCAGGCGCUCAUGGACCAGCACGUCCCAGAAGAGGAGGUACCUGGCUUCGGCCACUCAGCGAGGCACUCAGUCUCGAGCUACGGGCAUGACUCGCCGGCGACACCGCACACAGCGCAUGGAGACGAAAUGGAUUUCAAGAUGCCUCCUAGUGGUGAGACUCUCCGCAAGGUCGACUCGUGGCUGUUCGAUCAGUUCUUUACUUACGAUGAACCAGACCUGCGACAGCACACCGUGCCCAAGUUCGAAAGGACGUACACGGACGUGGCUGCCGACUAUUCAUACGACCCGAACACGGUAGUUGCGCAGACGCAAUCACUACCACAGGCCAAGCCAGUAAACACGCUGCUGUCGCCUUACCGAACCAGCAACCCGAACGACAUCAUCCAGCGCAGCCUGCAGGCAGCACAGAUUGCACGGUCACAGUCGCCGUCCAGCUCAGUGUCGCGGGGUGACUCACCAUUCCGACGCGGAUCGCCGUACCGUCAGCCCAGCAGCGCCUUCCAUCAGUCUCCUCGCAUGGCUGUCGGCACUGCGGCGGCGGCACGUGAGCAAAAGGUUGAGGCUGAUGCGGCUUACGCAAUGAAGUCGCAAAUGGCAUCAAGCGAAGAGGCUCAACCGAAGACCAUCUCACCAAAGGAUGCGCUAUUGGACUACCGGGAAGCUGACGACGAGUCGAAGGUGCCAUUGUUCCCGGAAAGUGGCGCAAGCGAGUACGACCACCAAUACAACAGUGGCGACCAAUAUAGAAACGCCACCCAAUCCACCUUUGACACAACAUCGGGGCAGUCAUACCGAAGAGACAGCUGGGCGACACCGCAGUUCUCAUCAAACUUCCCGACAUCUGCUGCAGCAACAUCGCAGCCAUCCUCGACUUUCGCCUUUGCUCAGCCGUCGAUAACGGGGCCCAUGCACGGCCUGCCUUUCGCCUCUACAUCGCAGUACCGCCCAACACCCAGCAUGCCGGCUGCAUCCGAUCAGACCCCGGAGUUUCCGGCGCAUCUCACCUCGAUGGAGUCAAGUGCGAGCGAGGCUGGGCCUGAACCAGGCAACCAGUCAAGCGAGCGCCUUCAGAAGCCUGCGGACUCAAGCGCCGACACUGGUACAUACACCUGCACUUAUCACGGCUGCACGCAGCGUUUCGAAACUCCGCAGAAGCUGCAGAAGCACAAGCGCGAGGGUCAUCGCAAUGCCGCAAACAUCGGUUCCAGCAUGACAUCAGCGGCUGUGUUGGAGCGCAACUCGCAAGCGGGGCCUCACAAGUGCGAGCGCAUCAAUCCCACGACGGGCAAGCCCUGCAACACCAUCUUCUCGCGGCCCUACGACCUCACCAGGCACGAAGAUACGAUUCACAACGCGCGCAAGCAAAAGGUGCGAUGUGCACUGUGCGUCGAGGAGAAGACAUUCUCGCGCAACGAUGCACUGACGCGCCACAUGCGCGUUGUCCAUCCUGAGGUCGACUUCCCCGGCAAGCACAGGCGCCGCGGGGGAAACCACGACUGA
Messenger RNA from Trematosphaeria pertusa, 2202 nucleotides. RefSeq lists its product as uncharacterized. Gene Ontology annotation, biological process: regulation of transcription by RNA polymerase II. Gene Ontology annotation, cellular component: nucleus. Lineage: Eukaryota; Fungi; Ascomycota; Dothideomycetes; Pleosporales; Trematosphaeriaceae. The transcript is spliced from 4 exons. The record is from RefSeq and is a predicted model, not a curated record. The coding region runs from base 1 to 2202 and encodes 733 amino acids.